Molecule: messenger RNA, 1603 nt
Organism: Ictidomys tridecemlineatus (thirteen-lined ground squirrel)
Lineage: Eukaryota; Metazoa; Chordata; Mammalia; Rodentia; Sciuridae
Source: RefSeq, a predicted model, not a curated record
AUGGCCUGGUUAGGUCUGGCAUUUGAAGAUGCUCAGCGGGCUCUGGGAUGGGGGACACCCAGGGGCAGGCUGCCACCAAGGGUGUUGAGGGUGUUGGUAGACAGAGCCGGGCUCUCACCACCCUCCCUCCGCUCUCCCGGCACAGGGUAUGGCCACGUGGCGCCAGGCACGGACUCGGGCAAGGUCUUCUGCAUGUUCUACGCCCUCCUGGGCAUCCCCCUGACGCUGGUCACCUUCCAGAGCCUGGGCGAGCGGCUGAAUGCGCUGGUGCGGUGCCUCCUGCUGGGGGCCAAGCGCUGCCUGGGCCUACGACGGCCCCACGUGUCCACCGAGAACAUGGUGGUGGCCGGGCUGCUGGCGUGCGCCGCCACCCUGGCGCUCGGGGCCGCCACCUUCUCGCACUUCGAGGGCUGGUCCUUCUUCCACGCCUACUACUACUGCUUCAUCACCCUCACCACCAUCGGCUUCGGGGACUUCGUGGCGCUGCAGAGCGAGGAGGCCCUGCAGAGGAAGCCGCCCUACGUGGCCUUCAGCUUCCUCUACAUCCUGCUGGGGCUCACGGUCAUCGGCGCCUUUCUCAACCUCGUCGUCCUGCGCUUCCUGGCCGCCAGCGCGGAGGGGCCCCAGCGCGCUGCCCGCCUGGCCGGCUCGCUUCACCGGGCGGCGCCCGAGAGCCACGCGCGGCCCCGCCGAGCCGCCGGGGGCUCCAUCUGCGGCUCCUGCCGCCGCAUCCGGCAGCUGGAGAGGUGCGCCCGCGACAAUCUGGGCUUCUCGCCCCCCUCGAGCCCUGUGGCCGUGCGCGGCAGCAAGGCAGACAGGCCCCGGGCCCGGUCCAUCUGACAGCCCUGGCCAGGCGGGGUCAAACCUGGUUGGGAGCAUCUGGAGCAUCUCCCAGCGCACCCACCCCCGGGGCUUGGAGAGGAGCCAAGGCCUUGAGGCUGUCUUCUGCAAGGAGUGGCUCCUCACUACCUUCUGAUGCUCAUCUCUUCCAGCCCCUCAAAAAUGCGUUAUGCUGCAUCAUAAGCACAAGCUAGACUGUAGGCACUCGGUAGGUGCAAAUCCUAGUCCACAUUGCUGCAGGAAGGCCUGGCCACAUCAGCACCUGGGAGAGCCCUUGCAUAGGACCACCUUACCUGCUGGCCCUUCAGAGGGGAGACUUGUGGCUAUGUGUUUUGUGAAGAGGUGGUGUCAUGUGCGGCAGGGAAAUGUACAACUUUCAGCACUGGAACCCUAUGGGGAAGCCAGGUGCUCAAGCUAGAAGCAUGGAGAACAGAUGCACGGAAGGAAAGCUCCCCAGCAGCCAUUUUUUGCACAUUUAAAUGACUUCUUUCUGUUCACCCAGCCUGUACAGAAUUACCCACGUUUGAACCACCACCCCCACUGCAUAAAGCUGAUCCUUUGUCCUUAGCCAACCCCACUCCCAGAUGAAGGAGAUCUUGCUGACAGCCCCUAUGUCACUAGGACCCCGCCCCUAGGAGGCAGCCCAGUGCUGUGGGAUGAACUUUAUUUGGGGUCCUGCGGAUCACCAGCAUUGUGACUUUGGGAAUCUCAUUCUUUCCUUGGGCUUCAGUUUCCACAUCAGUAAGACAAUUGGGUGCAUUUA